Lindgomyces ingoldianus is the source of this 1053-nucleotide messenger RNA. RefSeq names its product NAD dependent epimerase/dehydratase. The transcript has a single exon. The coding region runs from base 1 to 1053 and encodes 350 amino acids. Lineage: Eukaryota; Fungi; Ascomycota; Dothideomycetes; Pleosporales; Lindgomycetaceae. Gene Ontology annotation, molecular function: oxidoreductase activity, acting on the CH-OH group of donors, NAD or NADP as acceptor. The record is from RefSeq and is a predicted model, not a curated record.
AUGUCGUCUCUUCAGUCCUAUGUCCUGGUCACAGGUGCCACGGGGUUCAUCGGCGCCCACGUUGUUGACGGCCUACUGAAGAGAGGUUGUAAGGUUCGAGCGGCUACUAGGAGUACCCUCAAAGGACAAUUGCUCAAACAAGCUCGGCCGCAAUACGCAUCGCAGCUUGACAUUGUCCAAACUAGUGACUUCUCGGAAGCAGUAUCUUUUAGAGAAGCUGUCAAGGACGUAACCGGUGUCGUUCACGUCGCAAGCCCCUUCAGUUACUCCGUCAAAGACAAUGAGAAAGAACUGAUACGCCCUGCAAUCGAGGGAGUCAAGGCGAUCCUGGAAGCAUCUGCUGCAAGCCCAAAUAUCAAAAGGGUAGUGAUAACAUCGUCAUUUGCCUCCAUCAUGAACGCAGACCUGAAGGUACCACCUCGAUAUACUUACACGGCCGACGACUGGAACCCCCUUUCAUAUGAGGAAUCAGUGGCGAAAGAGACUAGCGCCGUCAUUGCCUAUCGCGGCUCUAAGAAGUUCGCCGAAUUGGGAGCCUGGAACUUUGUUAAAGAGCGGAAUCCUGAGUUCGACAUCGUCACGUUGUGCCCCCCAAUGACAUUUGGGCCAAUUCGACAUCCUGUGUCCAAUCUCGCAGAACUCAACGAAUCAAACGCCAAUUUGUGGAAGGUAGCAAGUGGGCAGGAAUUGCCAGUAUCUAGAGUCCCUUUCUGGGUAGAUGUUAGAGAUUUGGCGACGGCCCAUGUCGAGGCGUUGCUGAGACCGGAGGCGGGGGGAAAGAGAUUUACUGUUGCGAGCCCGCAAAAGUUCUCAUAUAGUUUAGUCAGCGAUAUCCUCUUAGAGGAAUUCGACUGGGGAAAAGAAAGAACAGCAAAGGGAGAGAAACAAGGCAUCGACGAUAGCUUCGCUUUGGAUGGGGGGGCGGCCGCGAUGGCACUGGGUUUGGCGUAUACUUCUUUUAGGGAGACGGUGAAGGACUUUAUCAACCAAGCAAUCGCAAUGGAAAAGAUUGAGGUUAGGGCGACAUCAGAGAAGAUGCAGAUAGCAAGAUGA